CCCAAGAACCCGUAGUGUAAUACGGGCUUUAAGCGUAGCGUGAUACAACUUUUUGGCGUCACCUGUGACCUGAGUUGCUUGAAGUUGCUUAUUAUAUUCGUUACGAUGGUUAUUUGUCCUUUAACCCCCGAAGUUCUUAGUCAGCUGCGUGCAAAAUUUUAUGCCAAUGAUCGUAAUAUAUUGGCACAAAAUGUCUGCACGAAAACGAAUCCCAUUGAGGCCUGCGCCUCAAGGAAAAUCUUGGAGGAGUCCUCUCAUGUCUUCACUCAUAAAAUCGAGACUGAAGGCAAACCCGUGACUAACCAGAAAAAUUCUGGAAGAUGCUGGUUGUUUGCCAUUUUGAAUGUCAUGAGAACUAGUUUCAUGAAGCAAUAUAAUUUAGAUGAGUUCGAGUUUAGCCAGGCUUAUUUGUUCUUUUGGGAUAAGGUAGAGCGUUGCAAUUAUUUUUUGAAUAAUAUCGUGAAUACGGCAAAACGCGGUGAAUCGGUUGAAGGCCGAUUGGUUAAUUUUUUAUUGACCGAUCCGACUUCCGAUGGUGGCCAAUGGGAUAUGAUUGUGAAUCUGAUAACUAGAUACGGUGUCGUCCCGAAAUCAUGUUUCCCAGAAUCCUACAGUUGCGAAGCCAGCGUUCGCAUGAACAGCCUGUUGAAGAGUAAACUGAGAGAGUAUGCCAAAGCUCUGCGGACUAUGAUCGAAAAUGGCGCUUCCGACGAGGAAUUGAAGACGCGGAUAAAUGAGCAGAUGACAGUAAUUUAUCGAAUAAUCGGCAUUUGUUUGGGUAUACCCUCUGAGAAGAUUACAUGGGAGUACUAUGAUAAAUCCAAGAACUACAACGCUGUGGGACCUAUCACGCCAUUGGAAUUUUAUGAGAACUAUGUGAAACCGCAUUACAAUGUAAACGAUAAAGUAUGCUUGGUGACCGAUCCCCGACCAAGUAAUGCUUAUGGGAAACUGUAUACUGUGGAUUGCCUGGGAAAUGUCGUAGGAGGAAAAACUACUCGCUACAAUAAUCAACCAGUGGAAUUGCUGAUGAAGCUGUGCGCUGAGAGUAUCAAGGAUAAUGAGCCUGUUUGGUUUGGCUGCGAUGUUAACAAAAGAUUAAUAGACAAGCAUGGUAUCCACGACGUAAAAACUUAUAACUUUGAGUUGAUGUUUGGUACGGAUAUUCAUCUGGGACUUUCUAAGGCUGAUAGACUGCUCUAUGGGGAUUCCAUGAUGGUACAUGCAAUGGCACUUACAGCUGUUUCAAUAGACCGAGAUGGUAAGAUAAAGAAAUUCCGGAUAGAGAAUUCAUGGGGCGAGGAUCACGGGCAAAAAGGUUUUCAAGUCGUAUCCACUGAAUGGUUCAGUGAAUUUGUCUUUGAGGCGGUCGUAGAUAAAAAAUACGUACCUGCAGACGUGCUUGCUGUAUUUAAUCAGGAACCUAUCGUUUUACCAGCCUGGGAUCCUAUGGGCACACUCGCUCAUUGAUGUUAAAAGUAAAUUUAAUUAAACGCAGUGGCAAGCUGUUUUAUUUUACAGAUGAAAGAUUUGAGGCAUAAUGAAAAAUGAAAUAUUGAAUAAAAAUUCCGGAUGCAGCGAGUGUACAAAAUACAAAUAUUUUAUACCUUAAAAGAGAAUGUAGUAGUAUUGAUAAGUGGCUUUGUCAUAUAUGAAUUUCAAAUUCAUCUCUUCUUUAUUCAGUAUACGAGGGCAAUUUAGUUCAAUUAUCAAGACUGAGAAGGAGAGAGUAGAAUGUAUAAGUUACCAUAUUUAAAAUUAUGAAUUUUUUGUACAUGUGCGUAAAACCAGUUUCAUUUAUAUAUUUGCUAAAGCAUGUUAAUUUGUUCUGGUAUAUAUUAUCAUAUAUUUUAAUAGACAUUUGAUAUAUCAAUCUUCAAAUGUUUAACUAUUGCAAUUAUAGCAAAUGCAAUUUAUAUUAUAAAUAGCCAAAUGAUCAUUUUAAUAUUUCGUUUUUAAUACGAAUAAAUUACAUCAAUAUUUUAUACAACCAAAAAUAAAUAUAUAAACUGCAAACAAUUUCACAUGUUAUAACACAUACCUACAAUUUGAAAAAUUUUCAUUAUUUAAGUAAGUGCAGUAAUAUAUGAUGUAGUAUAGAGGCACUUAUACUUCUGUAUACGUUAAUUUUAAAAUUACAUGCACAUAUUACAACAUAAAGCAAUAGAAAAAAUAUAAAUAUAUAAGCGCGUGUGUGUAUAGAUAUGUCAAAUUUAUAAUAAAGAAAAACUUAUCAAUGA
Molecule: messenger RNA, 2240 nt
Organism: Nylanderia fulva
Lineage: Eukaryota; Metazoa; Arthropoda; Insecta; Hymenoptera; Formicidae
Product: bleomycin hydrolase
Biological process (GO): L-homocysteine catabolic process; proteolysis; response to toxic substance
Cellular component (GO): cytoplasm
Molecular function (GO): cysteine-type aminopeptidase activity
Source: RefSeq, a predicted model, not a curated record